UUUCCCCUGAAAAUGAAUCAGUCUUUCCAUUUUUGUUGACAAAACUACAGGUCUGCUUAUCGGUGGAUAUUUAGAAUUGUCAGCCUCAGGUUUUUAAGACGUAUACUUGUGCUGCAUCCUGCAGAAAACUGGGAUUUAGAAAAAAAAAGUUAUAUAAUAACUAGCCUUAUGUGGUAUUUUUCCACUGAAUUUUUCAAUACGUUUGUAGAACGUAUUUGGGUAGGCUGUAGUUCGGUGAUAUCCAUGCAGCGUGUUCUUUUGUAUAGUCCACCUAUUCACCGCCACCUGCAAGGAAAGUGCGAAUAUAGCUUAAUUCUGAAGAUGAAAUUUUGUCUGUAAGUCUUACGGCUACUCGAGACACACUGUAAAUACGUGCAUUGCUUUAAUGCAGCAGUGUAGAAGUGAAGCGAAAGAGGACUUGGGGGAAAAAAAAUCUCAUCUCAGCAGGCUUCCUUUUCACCCCGACAAGAUCUCAGCGCGGCAGUGCAAGUCAAGUUCUGCUUUUCUGCUCGUCACGUCCCGGCCUCGGCGCUGAGGGAGUUCCCUGUGUGCGGAGCCCCGGGAGGUGGCUGGAGCGCAGCUCUCCUCAGCGCGCAGCCUGGUUUCACUAGUUCAGCCUCACUCUGGGACGCGAGGGGGGAUCCGAUGACGUCACGGGCCAAGCUCUCCUUUUUUUUUUCUAUUCUGGGAAGUGGUGCCAGGAAUAACCCUGUCUGUCUCCUGAUCACAGGCUCCUUCUGAGUUCACGCUCCUCAAAAACUUCGCGACGGCAGGAAUUCACUGACAGCUCUCCUUCCGCAGGUGUAACGAAGCCGAGCGUUAGCUAGACACCAGAUUUUAUUUUAAUUUGUCGUUGUUGUCGUCGGAGAUAAGUUGUCAUUAACUUAUUCCGUUUCUGUUACAAAUUCCUCUGACUUCCAACUCUCAUCGGAGUGUUCCGCAUCGAAGAGUUUAAGACGGAGCUGUCACCUAGUUAUCGUUUUCACGAAAGGGGCUGACAUUUCUCUAGCUGGAUGUAGGUGGACGUGUGUGGAUGCAUGACACUUCAGACGUGACACGGGCUUGUGAGAUGGAUGUGAACUGGGAUUAGAUUGGGACUGCCAAGAAGGGUGGACUGACAGCUGACUGAGUGGCCUGUGUCAUUCUGAAACUCUGGCACAGGGUUUCCCUGAGGGCUGCGACUGCUGGUCCAAGCCUAUUGAGACGCAAGGUGAUCGUGGGCCCAUUACACAUCUCUUCCACUCCCCAGGCCUUUCACAGUUGCUUAUCGGCUUGGUAUAGUAAAUAUUAAAGAACGAGAAGAAGACACCAAAGGAAGACAGUCGCCUUGCAUUGUCAUUUGAGAAGUAACAUGGUGAAUGUUAUGCAGUGAAUAAAGCUUUGCAUUCUCUCUUGGAGAGAUUGAAGAAAAGACCUAAUAGAAGGAAAGAUAUAGAGUCUGCAAUACAUAUGGCUGCCUUAUUUUAAAAACAGAAAUAUCAAUCAGUGUGACAGACUUAAUUCUCCAUAAUUAAAACAAAUAUAAAACGUCUGAAAGUAAGUGGUCUGAUGCCCAAAAAAGAACAUUUUGAAAAUACUAAAGAAAAUACUGAAGAAGAAAAUUCUCUUGGGGCAGUCCAAGGGAAUUAAAAGAAAAUGGGUGGAUUGAGCAUUUAAGAAACAAAUGUUUGGGCAUACAUUUGACAUGUCUACAAACUUUAGAGUGGUUUAACAAACAUAAAUUUCAGUACUCUGUAUAGACGAAAAAGAAGAAAAUGGAGCCGGUUGAGCCUACUGCUGGACAAAAACCUACCAAGGAGCCCCGAGAGAAGAACCCACUACAAAGAAAGUGGGUUUCAGAGCCCACAGCUGGCACUAAAAGAAGCACUUUUGCAGAUCCAGAUGGAAAAAGACACUCACAGCGUGAUGUGUUGCAUAGCAGUGGUGGCAGCAUCACUGUGUCAGCACAACAGUAUGGUCCUGGGAAUCUCCAGUUGUCAUCCACAGUUGGUCAGCCAUCUCAAGAGAAUCAGUACCCACAGGUAUUUCCUAGCACUUACUCUUACCAGCUACCCCAUUCUUUUCCACAGCAGUCUAUACCGGAAAGAUUCCUGCAGAGUGGUAAGCCACAGCCUGGUCUGGAAGCACAUGCCUGGCAGUUUGUAAACCCAUUGCAGUCUGUCACCUCCGAGGACUUGUUUUCUGUGCACUCCCGUGGUCACGGGGGAGUCUUUCCACGCAGGAAGUCUCCCAGUUUGCCUGCAUCUUAUGCCCGUUUUUCCCAAUCUGGGAUGGAACAGUCAGAGGAAGUGCACAAAAAAGAUCAGAAACCCAAGAAGCCUGGAAAGUAUAUUUGUCACUACUGUGGCAGGGCUUGCGCUAAACCCAGUGUGCUGAAGAAGCACAUUAGAUCUCACACUGGUGAACGACCUUACCCUUGUGUUCCUUGUGGCUUUUCUUUUAAAACAAAGAGUAACUUGUACAAACAUAGAAAAUCUCAUGCCCACGCUAUUAAAGCAGGGCUAGUCCCCUUUUCGGAACUGGCAGCUACUCGUCCAGAUAUGGAUCAGGCAUCUUCUGUUGGAGAAGCGGAGGUACAUUCAGAUGGUGAUCAAAGCACAGACACGGAUGAAGAGACAGCUUUAUGUGUUGAAGGCCCAGGUUUUUUGGAUAAAAGCAGUCCCAUCCCACAGAUAUCUUUUGAAGCCGAAAAGAGCACAACAGAGAAAUUUGGUGAACUUGCUUAUGCGGAUUCAGCUGAUGAACUUGCAGUGGCCCCCAUGAAAGUGCCUAUUCUGAUUGUCCCUAAACAAGGGAUUCAGCCAGUGGGGGAGGGACCUCAGUUUGCUGAAACAGAAACAUCUCCCCUCAGUGCCCAAGGUGGCAGGGUAGAUGAACCUCAUGCUGUCAAGCAGAAACUUGCACUGAGACUCACUGAGAAGAAAGGGCAGGAUUCUGAGCAGUCUUUAAACCUCUUGAGCCCACACAGUAAAGGCAGUACGGACUCUGGCUACUUUUCCCGCUCAGAAAGUGCAGAGCAGCAGAUCAGUCCACCAAAUACAAAUGCAAAAUCCUAUGAGGAAAUUAUGUUUGGGAAGUAUUACAGACUGAACCCUAGAACUUCCAUGACGGUGGGGAUGACAGCAGUAGUGUGCCAAGACACUAAUGUAAUGAACAUAAAAGACAAAUCUGAUCACAUAUCGCAGCUUCUCACAAAUAAUGAAACCUUGGUUAACCCAAUUAAACUGAAUGCCAAGAUGUUUCCUAGAGGAGACAGUUCAGAAUCACAAAUGGUAACAGGUUGUGACCUUAAACAGUAUCCCACAGGCACUUGCCAAGGCAGCACAGGUCACUUAGAAACUCCUUCAGAUACAGGAACAUUGAUAAGGAGCAACUCAAUGCCAACAUCCUCAGCAUCAAAUCUUAAUGUCCCACAGGGUAUAAGAGGAAGCCACUCCUUUGAUGAAAGAAUGACUUCUGAUGAUGUUUUUUAUCCAGGUUCAGGAGGGCUGUCUCAUCGAAGCAUGCUCAGGAGGCAAGGUGCUUUUGAACUACCACCAGCACAUGAAGGGCAUGUAGAACUUGACAGCUAUGGAAAUGUAUCCAAGAAUAUUGUCCCACCUUCAGGAUCAGUCAAGCUAGGUUCUUUGAUGUCAGAGCUGAAGGGUUCUGGAGGUGAACGAAACCUGUUUGAAUGUGAAUUAUGUGGUACGAGUUACAGAAGAUGGGAAGAUUGGGAAACGCAUAAAAAACUCGAAUGCCCAGAAAUGCGUGCAAAAUAUGGAAGAAUGGGAAUGGAGGCUUAUUCAGAUCUGUUGAGUCAGUCCCUGUUAAUGCAACAUAGACAGAGUACAGAAACUGCAACGAGGAAGCGUAGGAAGGAAAAGAGUGUGGGGGAUGAUGAAGACCUUCCUUCUCAAUAUAGCAGUGAUCAGGGUUCUAUGGAAAUGCUGGUGUCAGCUAGCGACUUUGACUCAAAACAAGCAAAUCAAGAAGCUUCAAGGGUGACACCUACAGGAAAAGCUCACAGUUACAGCCAGCAUAGCCAGUCUGACAGUUUUGAAACUGGUGGGGUUCUUUCCACCUCAACGAGCAUGUCCGCCGAGGAUGUAGUGCUUGUUCCAGAUGCUGAUAAGCUAACUGACACCAGCAGUAGAAAGGCUGUUGGCAAUGUAAUUUCUGUAAUCCAGCACACCAACUCGUUAAGUAGGCCUAGCUCUUUUGAAAAGUCUGAAUCUAUUGAAUAUCCAACUUAUCAACAGGAGAAACCCACAAGUCAACAUUCUGAACAAUCUGACUCAGAAAAUAUUGAAGAAGUGCAAAGCCCUGACUCUGCCAUGCGAGCUGAAAGCAUGGAUCAGCAGCAAAGUGAGGGAGAGCCAGCAACCUUGCCUACAAACCACCAGCAAUAUCACAUACCCCCUAGGCUGGUCCGCCAACCCAACAUUCAAGUGCCUGAAAUCAGAGUCACUGAGGAACCAGAUAAACCAGAAAAAGAGCCAGAGGUUCAGACUAAGGAGCCAGAGAAACACGUAGAGGAGUUCCAGUGGCCACAGAGAAGUGAAACCCUUUCCCAGCUACCAGCAGAAAAGCUGCCUCCAAAAAAGAAACGACUGCGUCUGGCUGAAAUGGAGCAUUCCUCUGGGGAAUCAAGCUUUGAAUCUACCUGCACCAGCCUUUCUAGGAGUCCCAGCCAAGAGAGUAAUCUUUCUCACAGUUCAAGCUUCUCAAUGUCGUUUGAUAGGGAUGAAACUAUUAAGGCUGUUUCCCCAACCAAGUUGGAUGACUUUGGGAAGCAGCCCGAGUUUUUAACUGUGCCAGGCAGUGGUAACUCACUUUCUAUUCCUAGUCAACACCAACAGAGGGAAAUGCGUCGGUCUUCUUCAGAGCAAGCACCCUGUGCAUUGCCUACAGAGGUCCCUGAGGUCCGAAGCAAAUCAUUUGAUUACGGAAGCCUUUCAUCUACAUCCCUGCAGGGUGAAUCCUAUGCAAGUGCCUCAGGUAUGAAAGAGCGCCGACGGGGUUACCUGGUACGACAGGCCUCCUUAAGCGUCUACCCUGAAAGUGGCAUACAAGAACAAUGCACAGAUCAUAGCAUUAAACAAGAGUAUUCAGAGCAUGUGCAAAGUGCUCAUCAUUCAUCGCAUACUACUUGGCACAGUUCUUCAUCACCUUUGCUCCAUGGUGUACCAACAGGUGACGUACCAAGAUCUAAGAGAGGCACGCAAGCAGUUCUUGGCUCACAUCAUCAUCCAUUGCAGCUAAGCAUCAGUGAAGACAGUCAACCAGAAAGCCAUGCACUUAUACAAAAAUCCUCUUACGUUCCAAGCCAACACCCUUCAGAAAGUGAGCGGCAAACGCAUGAUCUUCCAAGUAGGGAAAUUAUGCAGUACUCCUCCUUUCACAGCAGCUUGGCACAGGCCCCUUUCCUGCCAUUUCAACAAGGCAUGUUCUGGCAUCCUGAGUCUUCACAAAGGCAUAAACAUCACCUUGCUUUCCAGACGCACCAAAAGCUACAUAUCAGGCACCCUAAUCUGCAGUCUUUUCACCAAAAAACACAUCCUGCUCUGCAGCUGCAGCAGGUUCAAGACCAGGGUGAUGCAAAGGCAGUUGAGAGUCCAAGUAGUCAAAACUACCAGUAUCUUUCCAGAGCUUCCUCACAUCAUCCGGGCCAUCUCCCAGCAAAGAUCUACUCUACAAGCACAGUGCUUGUGCAGCAAGUUCAGCCAAUCUUUGCCACUCAGAAUGCAGGUACUCAGCCAUCACUCCCAGGUAUGUUAGUACCUGUUAGAAUACAGACUCAUGUGCCAUCUUAUGGUAGUGUUAUGUAUACUAGUGUUUCUCAGAUUCUGGUCACUCAUUCACAAAGUACUAGCUCUACAAUGGUAAUAUGUAAGGUCACAGAUAAUACUGCCCAGGGCUCCUUUACAAAUACUGGAACAAAGCAUGGAAUAGGAUUCAGUUUAUCACAAAUAUUAGGUAAUCCUGGUGGACUAUUAAGAUACCCACUCUGGAAGGUACCGCAGCCUCUGCCAGGGAGAUUGGAUACAGGGAUUCCCUUGUGCUUGACUACUGGAAGCAUCUCCACUACUGAUGCUUCAUCGAGUAUCGGAGGAAGCAAGCGCAUGCUGUCACCAGCAAGCAGUUUGGAACUCUUCAUGGAGACAAAGCAGCAAAAACGUGUCAAGGAGGAGAAGAUGUAUGGUCAGAUUGUGGAGGAACUUAGUGCAGUGGAACUCAGUAAUUCAAAUGUGACAAAAGGUAAUACCAAAUCACAAAAAACAGACCAUCUAAGACAUGAUGGCACAGGAGAGUACCCAGAAAGAAUGUCACCAUCGCUGUUAGAUUUUUCUUCUUCCAGAGCACCAUUGCUUAAGACUUCUUCACAUUCAAAAGAGGCCCCAUCUGUUGACAACUUCACUCCACCACGGCAGAUAGUGACAAAAACCCCAGAUGGCAGAGAAUCACCGGAGGAGCUGGACAUAGAUGAAGCUGUACCUGAUAUCAGCUUAAGUCCGCAGUCUGUACACUCCAUGAGUGACACUCAAGAAGAAAACAAAAUGGCAAUGAGUAGUAAUAUCCCAGUUAAUAUGCUGGUGCAACUGGCUGCCAAUCAGGGUGGGACUGCUGUUGGUAGUACCAUUCUUCUUACCGACGUGGCUGAUGUACAGCAGUUUUUUCAAUUCCCCAGUCUUCGCACUACAACAAGUGUUAGUUGGUGCUUCCUGAAUUACACCAAGCCUAACCAUACCCAGACAACUCCUCUCUCUUCUGUUUAUGCAUCUUGGUGCGUCAGUUCCUACAAUCCAAAUCCACCCAACUUGAACACAAAGACUACCCUUUCACUUCUUCGAUCCAAGCAAAGGAAGAAUACAGAAACCUACACAAUGGCUGCUAUGUAUCGCCCUGGAACGGGCAAACUUGUGUCCUCUGUCUCCUGGAAGCAGAACCUUGACCAGGUGAAACCAGAGCUUAUGCAGGUGGAAGCAAGCAAGUUUGAGAAAAAAAUUAAAGGAAGCAGCACAAGAGAGCGAGAGAAAGAAGAUCACCAUGGAGAGAAGGACGGGUCUGCAAAGCAAGCUGAACCAACCCGCAUCAAGAUCUUCGAAGGAGGGUACAAAUCCAAUGAAGACUAUGUUUACGUGAGGGGCCGGGGCCGAGGAAAGUAUAUCUGUGAGGAGUGUGGAAUCCGCUGCAAGAAGCCCAGCAUGCUGAAGAAACACAUCCGUACGCACACAGACGUGCGCCCAUAUGUCUGCAAAUUCUGCAAUUUUGCUUUUAAGACUAAAGGAAACCUGACAAAACACAUGAAGUCUAAAGCCCACAUGAAGAAAUGCUUGGAGCUCGGGGUGUCAGUGACAUCUGUGGACGAUGUGGAGGCAGAGGAAGCUGAUAAUGCUGAUGAUGUCCAGAGGGAGACUGAAAAGAUGGGAGUAUCAGGUGCCACUGCAGAACACCAGUUCUCUGAUGCAGAUGACUCGGAGGGAGUUGAGGAAGAGGGUGAUGAGAUUGAUGAGGAUGAUGAUGAAGACGAUGAAUAUGAAGGAGACUCAACACCAAAGACACGAUCUAGAAGCACAAGCCCACAGCCUUGUGGGAUCUCCUCUUUGUCGGUCACCGCUGCUGCAGCCUCCCAGAGCACUGCAUCUGACCUCUCGACUAAGCCUCCACUAGUCAGUUACUUCGUCACCUUACCCAGCAUCCAGAUCACACAGCUGAUGGUGCCCAGCGAGAAAGCAAGUGACCCUCAGAUGGCCGAAUACCAAAGGCUUUUGCAAGGGGCUCUGGGCGAAAGUUACAAGAACCGUCUGGAUGUGCCAUGUUCCAUGGACGAAGACUUCAUGCUGUCUCCAGAGUACAGCUCCUCUUCGACUGACUUCUCACCUUCCCGGCUGUCUUCCCCGGGCUGUGACUCUUCGCCUCACAGAGAGUCCUCACCCACGCCAAGGAGGUACCUGUCGCCCCGCCGAGACCUUUCACCCCGGGGACGCCUGUCGCCUCGGCGCGAGGCAUCACCUUUGAGGCACCUGUCUCCCAAGAGGGACGUGACCUUCAAGAGGGAUUUGUCUCCAAGGAGGGACCUGUCUCCCAGAAGGCAUCUCUCGCCCAUUUCCCUCGGGAGGCCCAUGUCUCCCGGGAAGGAUAUGUCCAGCAGACGAGAACUGUCCCCCAGGAGCCGGCAUCGGGGCAUGAUUAGAGCAGCAUCACCAAGGAGGGGCUUGCAUCACCACAAUGCCCCAUGGGCACUAGGACAGUACCUGCAGUCUGACAUACUCCCACUUGGGCAGAGGAGCAGGAGCCACUCGGACAUGGAGACGGGGGGGGGCAGCUCUCCCCCUAUGCGUCUCUGUGGGUCUCUCUGUGGGCGCUGGGUCUCGAGCGCCAGCGAGUUGUCUUUCCCCCUCUCAGAAAGCAGCAUCAGGGGAGCGGAGGACUCAUUCAAGCAGCAGGAGAAGCUGGUCUCUUCUCAGGUUCUGGCCGGGUCCCCUCGCAUGCCAAACUCUGCCUCACAGAGAGCAAAGGAAGAAACUGCAGAAGGCGCGGAAAAGGAGAGCGAGCAGGAGGAGAGCAUACAGACUUGCACGAAAGCUAUUGCUUCUCUCCGCAUCGCUUCAGAAGAUGUCGGCCCUCUCGAUAAGCCCACGAAGGCUAUGGAUCAUCGUCACGAUCAUCACCACCCAUUGGAAAGUGUGCAGUUUGGGAUCGAGCACUUUAGUGGCUCUGAAACAAGGCACGUGCCUGUGAGUGUUUCGGCCACCCCACCUGACUGUAGUGCUGAAAAGGACAACAGCACGUUAAAGACUGCAGCAGUCCAUUCUACUUUCUACAGCAAGAGUGCUGACGAGAGACUGCUAGGUCAGCAGAGCCUGCGGGAAUUGCCAUCAAGCACAAAGACGGGUAAAGAUUCUGCAAGAGAAGUCGUUGAAAACAGGUAAACGACUGGAAAGAAAUGCCAGUAGCAAAACAAAAUAACAAGUCUUUAAAGCAAACAACUUUGAACGUUUCUGUAGUUAAAAUAUAUAGCAUGCCUUUUAUAACUUGGUUUGCUAUUUUAAGGAUUUUUUUCAUAUGUAAAAAAAAAAUACAAAUAAAAAAUAAAGAUAAAUAAAUAUAAUGUUAACUUAUAUGAGCCUGACCAAAAUUGCUUAUGGACUUAUUUUUUGUCCAGUCUGGUACUUUUAAAUGUACAGAUGUUUGUGCCUUUUCUUUACUUUUUGCUUAUAUUCUUAUAAGCAUAUUAAGCAGGAAAUUUGUAAAUAUAUAGAGUUUGUGUAUCUGCUUUGUAAUAAAUGUAAUUUCCCUUCUUUUUUGGACACUUGAGUCUGAAUGAUGUGAAGUAUCAAUAUACGUAAGGUUGCACUAAAACAUAUUUUUAUAUGAGUGAAAUUUAAUUGCUUUUGUGUACAGCAGCAAUUCUAUACUAUUUAUUGUACUAUGUUUCAUAAAUUGUACAUUUUUCUUAAUGUUGUGGAUGCCUUUUCUAUGUGAAGCAUGGGUUUUGCUAUUGCUUAAUUAGAACAAACAAUAUGUAUACUGUAAACCUGCUAUUUAAAUUAAAAAUAUAUAUCUUACUCUGCACUUAUGCAUUAGAUUGACAUCUGCAUAUUGUAGUUUGUUCUUAAUGCUUGUAAUUUUUUAUCUCCUGUUUGCUGGAUUGGCUACAACUAAGUGCUAGUUGUGAUUAAAAAGUAGUACUGUUAAGCAUUAAGUGAAACAACAUAUGUGCACUUGUGCAUUUUUUUGUUUCAAAACUAGUUGAAAUAGUGAUAAUAUAUAUUAAAGGUAUUUGAUCUUAUGUGAAUCCUGUUGCUCUAAAUCUUACUUGAUUUAUUGAAUCAUAUGGGAAAACAUUCCAGACAAUGUAAAUAUGUACACAUCCCAUAUAUAUAGUAUAUAUAAUAGAUGUAUAUAAUAUAUAUGGGAAUCCCAUAUAUACAGUAUACACACAUACAUAUUCUUUAAUUUACUCUUUGAACGUUUUGUCACCAGGCCCUGCUAUUCACUUAAUUGUAUUACAGUAUCUUUAAAAUUAAGUAACAAAGCACAACUGAUUGUAAAGAAACAAAUAUAAAGAGGUAAGAAAACAAAAAAUGGUAACUUUGUGAUGUUUGGUGGAAAAUAUUCUGUACAACUAAGUUUGGAUAAUCAAUUACAGUGCAGUUAAAAAGGAUUGUUGGUUUUAAAUAAAAAUACAAUGAAUUGCA
Messenger RNA from Lepisosteus oculatus (spotted gar), 10184 nucleotides. Lineage: Eukaryota; Metazoa; Chordata; Actinopteri; Semionotiformes; Lepisosteidae. The record is from RefSeq and is a predicted model, not a curated record.